Molecule: messenger RNA, 1662 nt
Organism: Hyla sarda
Lineage: Eukaryota; Metazoa; Chordata; Amphibia; Anura; Hylidae
Product: sulfotransferase 1 family member D1-like
Exons: 9
Coding region: 702-1580 (292 amino acids)
Biological process (GO): sulfation
Cellular component (GO): cytoplasm
Molecular function (GO): sulfotransferase activity
Source: RefSeq, a predicted model, not a curated record
UUAGGUAGGUAGCAGUUUCCCCACAUUAGGCAGCAUAGAUUCCCCACAUUUGGUACCAGUUUCCCCACAUUAGGUAGGUACCAGUUACCCCACAUUAGGUAGCAAUUUCCCCACAUUAGGUAGCACAGAUUCCCCACAUUAGGUAGCAGUUUCCCCACAUUCGGUAGCACAGAUUCCCCACAUUAGGUAGCAUAGACUCCCCACAUUAGGUAGCAUAGACUCCCCACAUUAGGUAGCAUAGACUCCCCACAUUAGGCCGCAGGUUCCCUUGCAGGUUCCCCACAAUGCGUCAAAGUCUCCCCACACACACACACACAAAAAAAAAAAACACAUACAACACAGAGAGACACACACACAAACACACACAGUCAGAGAGACACACACUCACAGACAGACACACAGAGUCACACAGUCACACACACACACAGAGUCUCACACACACACACAGAGUCACACAAACACACAGUCACACACAGAGUCACACAAAUACACAGAGUCACACACACACUCAGCGAGUCACACACACAAACAUAGAUAGAGACAGACACACACACUCACCCAUCCAGCGCAGCGAUCCUUCUCACCGGGCGCAAUGCGAGUGACGUAACUGACGUCCCCCUGAGCGGCCAUGCGGUGUGACGUCAGGCCGGAGCAGACGUGGGAGCGGAGGCCGGGCACAAUACUGGUGAAGAGUGAAAACAAUGGAUAUCUGCUCACUUCAGAAGCUGGUUCCUAUUCAUGGGGUUCUCAUGGGUAUAAAUAUUUAUGAAAACUGGGAAAAAGUUGAAAAAUUUCAGGCCAGAUCUGAUGAUUGGGUUAUUGCGACUUAUCCUAAAGCUGGUACUACAUGGGCAUGUGAAAUUGUCGACAUGAUUUAUUCUGGAGGAGACCCUGAAAAAUGUCGUAGAGACGCUAUAUAUAAUCGGGUGCCAUAUCUAGAAUUUCAAAUUCCAGGAAUGCCUUCUGGCGUAGAACAACUUGAUGCCACACCAUCCCCAAGACUAGUGAAAACGCAUCUUCCCAUUCAGCUGAUGCCAAAUUCUUUUUGGGAAAAAAACUCAAAGAUAAUUUAUGUUGCAAGAAAUGCCAAAGAUGUGGCAGUAUCAUACUAUUUCUUUCACCAAAUUGUCAAAGCAUUACCUGAUCCAGGACCCUGGGAUGUAUUCUUAGAUAACUACAUAAAAGGAAAUGUGAGCUAUGGAUCAUGGCAUGAUCACGUAAAAGGCUGGUGGGAAAAGAGGCAUGACUACAAUAUUCUUUAUUUAUUCUAUGAAGAUCUAAAAGAGAACCCAAAGAGAGAAAUAAGAAAGAUGCUGGAUUUCUUGGAAAAAGAGAUAAGUGAUGAUAUACUUGAGAAAAUUGUUUAUCACACAUCUUUUGAUGUCAUGAAAACUAAUGACAUGGUCAAUUAUAAAACAAUACCUAAUGAGAUUUUAGACCAAUCUACAACUUCCUUCAUGAGAAAAGGUAUUGCUGGAGACUGGAAGAACCAUUUCACUGUUGCUCAGAAUGAAAAGUUUGAUGAAGACUACAAGAGAAAGAUGUCAGACACAGAGCUUCACUUCAGAACUGAGAUUUAAAGAACAGUUCACAGCUCCUGCUUUAUUAUUUCAUGGCAGCCCGGCCCACAGGGUCUUUGCCCAGUAAGUCCAGGCAUAAAUA